Pelagomonas calceolata is the source of this 1653-nucleotide messenger RNA. The record is from the annotation of a GenBank genome assembly. NCBI's taxonomy places the organism in Eukaryota, Pelagophyceae, Pelagomonadales, Pelagomonadaceae.
AUGGUCUUCUACUUCACCUGCGAGUACAAGGACCCCGGCGGCGAGCCCUACAUCGUGUACAUGGGCGCCGACAAGUACGAGAACGAGGGCCUGAUCGAGUGGGGCCAGACGCGCGACGUCUGGUUCCACGUGGAUGGACUGAGUUCGGCGCACGUCUACCUGAGACUGCCGCUCGCGGCGGCGCAGGACGCGGGCGUGCGGUGCGGCGAUUUAUUAGAUAGAAUCCCGGAUCCGGUCGUCGAGGAGAUGUGCCAGCUCGUCAAGGCGAAUUCGAUCGAGGGCUGCAAGCGCGCGUCGGUCAUGGUGGUGUGGACGCCCUGGGCGAAUUUACAUAAAGACGAGACGUGCAUGCAGGCGGGCGCCGUUGGUUUUCACGAUUCGAAAUUGCGGAGAUUAAGACGCAUCGACAAGGACAAGUCCAUCGUGAAAAAGCUCGAGAAGACGCGGCGAGAGGCGCACCCGGACUUGCAGCAGGAGCGGCUCCAGUACGAGAGGGACGCGAUCCGGUGGCGGAAGAACCGGGACAAAGCGAAUCGCGACUCGAAGAACGCGCGGGAGAAGGCCGAGCGCGACGCCGCGCGGCGCGAGAUCGAGGAGCGCCACGCGGCGCGCGACGCGUUUCUCGCGGGCGCGAACGCGCCGCCGCCGCCGCCGGACCCGUUCCUGGUCGACGCGCUCGAGGACGCGCGGCGCGACGCGCAGUUCCCCGAGAAGGCGGCGCGGCGGCGCGCGGGCGACGGCACGUCUGGUUUGGAUGCGGCCCUGUCGCAGCUGGAGGUAGAGGGCGCGGCCAGCGCGGCGGCGCCGGGCGAGGCCGAGGCCGAGGCGGCGCCGCCGGCCUGGGAGGCGGAGGCCGCCGCGCGCGAGACCAUGGGCGCGAAGAAGCGCUGGCUGCACGAGCGCGGCUACGGCGACGCGACGCCGAAGGACCACGACGGCGACGCGCGGCGCGCGCUCGCGGCCGUGCAGCUCGGCAAGCUUUCCGACGACGCGGACGACGCCGAGGCCGCGCAGGAGCGUCGCGACGAGCGCGAGGCCCUCGAGGCGAUUUUCGGCGACGAUUUAAGGCCGGCCGACGCGGCGCGGCCGGACGACGUUUGCGUGGUGGUCGCGGGCCACGAGCCGCCGGCCGGCGCGCCGCCGCUCGUGCUCGACGUUUUAGUUGCCAACGUCGCGCCGGCGUACCCGCGCACGGCGCCGGCCGUCUGCGUGUCGGGCGGCGGCCUGAGCGAGGCCGAGCUGCGCUGCGUGGGGGCGGCGCUGGCGGCGCGGUGCAAAGCGGACGAGGGGCCCGUCGUCUUCGACUUGGUGGCCGCGGCGGCCGACGAGGCCGCGGCGGCCAAGGUCAAGGCCGAGGAGGCGCAAAGGGCUGCUGCGGAGGAGCGCGCGCGGCAACAACGGGCGGCGCUGCUGGGGUCGUCGAGUUCCACCGGCGCGGGGCGGGGCGUGUCGUCGCGGGGAGACGCGAAGGCUCGCCUCGGCGCGUUCGCCGGCGGGAAGGGCGGCCGCGGUCGAGGGAGAGGUCGGGGCCGCGGCCGGGGCGCGCCGGCGGCGCCAAAGGCGGUGGACGACUUGCUCUACGGCGACUGCUCGGACGACUCUUCCGACGGCGAUGAUAUGUGGGACGUUGGGGGGGUUAAGAUGGAGCUUUAA